Molecule: messenger RNA, 1543 nt
Organism: Zychaea mexicana
Lineage: Eukaryota; Fungi; Mucoromycota; Mucoromycetes; Mucorales; Lichtheimiaceae
Exons: 5
Coding region: 31-1335 (434 amino acids)
Source: RefSeq, a predicted model, not a curated record
GCUUCUUUGCUGCGCUUUCUCUCCACCUUCAUGAAACGGCCGAACAGCAACGUUGACAGCAGAGACAAUUCCAAACGUCAUGUGACAGACCAAUUUGAUCGAUCAUUCGAAACAGUAUCAACCAUUGAAUCGCUGAGCGAUCCAGAAGACCCUACCUACAACCCUAACGAACGAUUCACAGCAGCAGUUAUUGACAAUAACGAUGAGAACGAUAAUUUUUUUGCUCAAGACGAUACGCUUGUCAUGAGUUUCGAUGGGAUCCAUUCCAACAUUGUAUCCGAAGAUGACACUGAGAAUCCACCUACAAGCGAUCCUAUAGCAGGGUUUACAGAUGAUGAUGCACCUAUUGGCGUACACGGUGACGAACAAGAACAUGAUCAUAUCGGCGGCAGCAGCGAAAAUUAUCCGCAGAAUAUUCUAGAUGGACUGGAUGACUGGCGGCCAACACCUGGAUUUCGAUCGUCAACACAACAGUCGUCCUCAUCGACUUUAGACGACGACGAAAUUCUAAGCAGCUUUGUCACCGAUGACGAUGGUUUGGACUCUUCUCAACAACAACAACAACAACAACAGCCUUGGCAGCCUCAGCGAAGACCUUCAAUCAUGAAUCGAGCAUCAAUGCAAGAAAGAACGCCAGCAAGAAUCGAAUGCGCACCGAUUCCUGAUUUUAGGCUCCAAUCUGCAUCGUUGCCAAAAGUCUAUCCGAAAAUACCUGUAACAGCCAAUAAAAACAGUAACAAUAAUAUCCACCACCGUCAUCAUCACCAUCGCCACCAUCAUCAAGAUCAAGAAUAUACACCAAAGAACAAGCCGCUCGAUUUUAAAACUGAUGGACCAGCUGCAGACAUUUUAAGACAGAUAUCACGAGCAGCUGAGGAUCAUGCAGCAUGGGAGAGCAAAGUCCGAGCUGAGAUGGCCAAGCUAGGAUCUUUACCACAAGUCUGCUCAUUAUUCGAUAAUGCAACGUUAUUUCGUGUCCUUGAUAGCUGGGUUGAACGUGGAUUAAUAUUUGGUCGAUGUGUUCAGGUUCGACCUAGCGAAUUGGCGCAUAUAAUGCAACAAGCUUCUGGCGGGAACUCUGACGACGACGAUGAUGAUAUGAUUGAGGACUUGGUCUCCCAGCCAGCGACAUUGCCACCCUAUACGCCAAUUGACGGAGAGCAAGAAUAUACGUUUUUGUUUUCCUUUGCUCAUAUGCCUCAAAUAACGUCUAGUGUCAAAACCAAAUUCCUGCAAGAAGAGUGUGCUGCAGUUUGGACACCAUGGACGGUUGUAUCGGAUACCCAGCGGGAAGUCUAUGUAGCUACCCGGUUCUUGACAUAUUCAAUGUAUUAGCUGACAUGUCUUGGAUUCACAGAUUAAAAAAAAAAGAAAGUAAAUAAACAACGGUGAAAGGGAUGGAUGAUGUGAUGAUGUGUGUGGGUGGUUAAAUGCCAAGCCGGGCGAGUGAAACCAUACACAAAAAGUCACUUUCCAUUUUUGAAAGCGUUCUUUUUUUUUUUUUUUGCUCUCUUCUUCUCUUCCUUUUCUUCUAUUUCGUCAC